UUUAUUGUGAAAAUUAGCUUGAAUUGAACUAAAGUCUCUCGGUCUUUCUAGAAAUUGGAUCAUCGACAGAGCAAUUUGACACAUCAAGCGAGAAACAAAAUGGUGGCUGCUCAGCCAAAAUUCAGCAUAGGACCGAAUGGAGUCGGCAAAGAAAACUUAACACGCACGAGUGGCGCAAAAACUCAAUUCUUACUUCUUCUACUGAUUUUGAAGUUCGUGUGGUGGUGAUUUAUUAACUGAUUUCAUUAUUUUUUUUCAAUUUCUUCAACAGUUGGUGUUACAAGUUUUAAGGUUUAUUCAGAAAGUGAAACUACCAACGCUGAAGCUAAUAGCAGGAGUUCUGUACCAGUUAACAAAGCAUCUACCCUGGAGAAUACAAUUGCUAUAAAGGCUGGUUUGAAAACUAAGGACAAGAGAAAAGGCAUACUUGGUAGUUCUACAGCAAAUGCAAAUAUUGGGAGAAGAGCAUUGGCCGAUGUCAGCAAUAUGAAAAGCAAUUCUUCUAGGAUAGCAGGGGGUGAUGCCUCUAAGAAAAUGAAUGGUAAAAGUGAGAGAAAGAAAUCUUUGCAACGGGUUUCCGUGGGUACGGGCAUUAAGACUAUGAGUGUAUCAUCAAGGAGAUCCUUCCUGGGAAAAGGACAGGAAAGCCCUAGCCAAGGCGUAUCUAGGUUGCAGACUUCAAAGAGAGCUAUUAAAGACUUGAAGGCCCCUUCAGACAACCAAAGGACCAAGGCUAUGGGUCUCGGCCGUGAAUCUGUUGCUGCAGAUGGCAGGAGGACUUCAAGGAAUACACUUAAACUGAUAAGGAAGUCUCUGCCGGUGUUAAAGGUCAACCCAGAAGAAACGAGUAUUCCAAAGGAAAAUGCUGGAAGUUCUGAAAAUGCUGAAGAAAAGAGUGGGUAUUAUGUUAGGGCUAAAGUUGGCAGGACGGUAGUACCCAGAGUAAGCAACAAUGCUAGGAGCCAUCUGUUGCAGAAUCGAGUAUCUCACUUGUUAUGCCUGGUGAGUUCCCUCUUGGGUUUCUCCAACCUUUCAGCAAAAAAGGAGCUGAAAAUGUUAUAUGGAGCGCUGGGGGUUUUCAUUUUGGCCUUCAAAGGGAGCAAGGGUAGUGAGAGACUUGAGGGGCUCCUGGGUCAAGCUAAUUCAAAUACUCGUGUGUUGCCGAGAAUUUCUGUGAGACCAAUUCUGAAGUCCACACUGAAUACUUCCGAAUCCCAAAGGACUUUGAAAUCGAAGUGUGCAUCAGGUCCAAAAAAAUUGGUUUCUGCUACUGCAACUUCAUCCAAAACUGAAAAAGUGGUUACAUCUUUUCUUCCUGAGAAUGUUAAGCAUGAUUCCACUCAAGGAGAGCUUCCAUCUGAUGGCAAGUGCAGCCAUAGUGUUUCAAGUACCAUCUCCAGGAGAAACUCAAAUAGGAGGCGAUCUUACACAUCUCUGUUGAUGACUGGAUCAAAGUUACUAGAGGAACGUGAUGAAGCUAUGAAACAAGAAGAACUGCCAAGUAUUGAUGAUGAUUGCAAUCAACUGGAAGUUUCUGAUUAUGUUGAUGAGAUCUAUCAGUAUUACUGGGUUUCUGAGGCACAGAAUCCACCUCUGGAAAAUUUCAUGUUGAUUCAGGCAGACAUUACUCCUCAUAUGCGAGGCAUAUUGGUCAAUUGGUUAAUUGAAGUACACUUCAAAUUUGAAUUGAUGCAAGAAACACUUUAUCUCAUGGUCACAUUGUUGGACCAGUAUCUUUCUCAAGUCACAAUCAAGAAGGAUGAAAUGCAGUUAGUUGGUCUCACUGCACUCUUGCUGGCAUCAAAAUACGAGGAUUUUUGGCAUCCUAGGGUCAAAGAACUAAUUAGCAUCUCAGCUGAGUCAUACACAAGAGACCAGGUCCUCAGAAUGGAGAAACUCAUGCUUAAAAAGUUGAAGUUUCGUCUUAAUGCACCUACUCCAUAUGUUUUCAUGUUAAGGUUUCUCAAGGCUGCUCAGUCAGAACCAAAGCUUGAACACCUAGCGUUCUACCUUAUCGAGUUGUGUUUAGUUGAAUAUGAAGCUUCAAGGUUCAAGCCCUCAUUGCUGUGUGCAGCAGCCCUUUAUGUCGCAAGGUGCACCCUGCAGAUAACUGCGGCUUGGACCCCACUGCUCUGCAAACAUGCUCGCUAUGACGUGUCCCAAAUCAGAGACUGUGCAGAGAUGAUCUUAAAAGUCCAAAAAGUUGCCAGAGUGGGACGGUUGAAGGUCACGUAUGAGAAGUACAUGAGGCCUGAUCUCAGUGGUGUUGCAGCAAUAAAACCCUUGGAGAGACUUCCCCUCUGAUUCAGCUCACAUGGGAAGAUAAGAAUGUUAACGAUCGGAGGGAUAAGACUUUCUGAUUUCAUUCAAAUCUUCUGCUCAAGACUGUUCUCUGACUUCAGCACGUAUGGGAGAUGCUUUCCCCCGAUGUUGUUGAAGUCUGUCAGGAUAUAACUCUGCUUGUAUAUCUUACUGAUCUAACACAAUGAAGGGCAUCCGUCAAGCUUGUUAAAGAAGCCUUGUUUUGUAGUGCUCCUACUGGUGAUGUUGACACUUUAGGGCUUUUGGGAUUGUAAAGUCUAUUCAUUUGGUACCACAGUUCACAUCUGUAUGUUCUGAGAUGAUAUUAGUCUACACCCUAUGUGUAACAACUAUUGUUGUUGCUAAGAAAAUAUGAUCUUGGAACUGAAACACAUAUUGUUGUUGUAACAACUAUUGCUAUAUGAAUUUCUAGCUUCCUUUAACGGUACAUAUUGCCUUGAUCAA
Messenger RNA from Prunus dulcis (almond), 2766 nucleotides. RefSeq names its product putative cyclin-B3-1. The record is from RefSeq and is a predicted model, not a curated record. Gene Ontology annotation, cellular component: nucleus; centrosome; cytoplasm. NCBI's taxonomy places the organism in Eukaryota, Viridiplantae, Streptophyta, Magnoliopsida, Rosales, Rosaceae. Gene Ontology annotation, biological process: regulation of cyclin-dependent protein serine/threonine kinase activity; mitotic cell cycle phase transition. Gene Ontology annotation, molecular function: cyclin-dependent protein serine/threonine kinase regulator activity. The transcript has 23 exons. Bases 487 to 2304 code for a protein of 605 amino acids.